AUGUUGCCAUCGCUGGUGCGCGCGGGUAGCGCCCCUCUCCGCCGCGUCGUCUCCACGUUCUCCUCGACCCGAGCCGUCUCGCCUCGCGUCCCGUACGCCAUCAGUAGCGGCGGUAACCUCAGCCUCCCGUUCAAUGCUCAACCCUCGCCGUCCCGCGACGGCUCGAGCGGUCCGGCUGGUGCAGCCCGGCGAGGAAUGGGCUUCUGCGCCCGCGCGGUGGACGUCGGGGACGAGGCAGCCUCCAGCUCCGCCGCCGCGGGCUCGGACCUCUCCGCGCCUUACCUCUCCGUCCGCAUUCGAUGCCGCAGGCACGACGUGGAAGCACUCUCCGAGGCGCUCUUGUGCUUCGGUGCUAGCUCCGUGACCGUGGAUGACAUUGCCGAUGCUGAAAAUCUCGAUGAAAUCUCCAUAACUUCCUUAUAUGCCGAUGGGGAAGACGUGGACUCCAGCGUAUCAAGUGCCGCAAGCUCAGCUGGUUUGAACUACAGCCCAGUGUAUGAAACCUCUGUCGGGAAGCAGUGCGAUUGGGUGGCAAAUGUGCAGGAAACAUACGAGCCCACUGAAGUGGCUGAUGGCCUUUGGGUUGUUCCUAAAUGGAGAACUCCCCCUGAUCCAGAGGCCACAAACAUAAUCAUCGAUCCGGGUUUGGCUUUUGGGAUGGGGGAGCACCCGACAACUAAGCUGUGCCUUCUAUUUCUACGAGAAGUUAUUAAAGGCGGUGAACGUGUCUUGGAUUAUGGAACAGGCACAGGAGUAUUGGGGAUUGCAGCUUUGAAGAUGGGUGCUACUCAAUCAACUGGGAUAGAUAUUGACCCUCAAGCCAUAACCUCUGCUUCAGAAAACUUGUUGCUGAAUGGUUUACAUUCGAACCAAAUGCCUGUUUAUUUGGUACCAGCAAAUGCUCAGCCUUCAUGCUUUCCGAGUGCCAUUGACAAAUCAGAAGACCACCACUCAACCAAUUACCUUGACUUGAAGUUGUCAAGAGGAACUUAUGAUGUAGUUGCAGCAAAUAUCCUUCUAAAUCCCUUACUGGAGCUGGUUGAGGACAUAGUUGGUUAUGCAAAACCUGGUGGAAUAAUUGCUGUUUCUGGAAUAUUGGAGGAGCAGGUGUCAAAAAUCAAAGAAGUUUACUCAAGGUAUUUGGACAGAAUAUUGGUAUCCGAAAUGGAUGGGUGGGCCUGUCUUCGGGGAACCAGGAGAGUGUAG
This is a messenger RNA of Miscanthus lutarioriparius, 1206 nucleotides long. The record is from the annotation of a GenBank genome assembly. NCBI's taxonomy places the organism in Eukaryota, Viridiplantae, Streptophyta, Magnoliopsida, Poales, Poaceae.